CCUUAACCCGUCAAAUCCACUUUCAGACCUGCUCCUCUCCCCAACCGCCUCUCAGCCCUGCCUGAUCCACACAACUGGCUCACUCAGCUGCCAUCCAGCAAACGAAUAAGCAAUACCAGGAAGCGUUACAGCCCUGCGUGUUGUCUUCGUUGGCAAACCAGCCCCUAACUAGUCGGCCUCGUAAUCACCUGCCCACCCAACCCCGGGAUAGCAUAAAUCGAAACCGAAGAACGAUCACCAUCUGUGCAGAAAGAUCCUCGAUGGCAGCCUUCGUCCAUUCUUACCCUCAGGUGGCGGGAGAUUUUGCGUUUGGCCAAUACUUCGACGGGAUCGCCUCGACACCAGCGGCGGGAUGCCUGAUGACCCCUCCACCUUUUCGCAUCAGCACAUCUUCCCCCGCAUCUCGAAGCCACAUGGCCUAUCAACGACCCCGAAACCGACGGAAAUCGCAAGAAAGUUCAAGCCUGUCAGAAACCGGUGCCUCCGCACUCGUUUCGGAUGUACCAAAACCAAGAAAACGAGGCCGGAAACCCAAAGUCGAACCUAAAGAGCCUGCAAAGGCACGUCGAAAGCAAAAGGGGGAGAGCAAUGACGACGAGGAUCUUCCUAGGGACCCCCGGCGACCGCGCAUCCUCGAACGCAAUAGAAUCGCUGCUACUAAGUGUCGUCUGCGCAAACGGGAUGAAGCGUCAGCACUCGCCUCCCGUGAGCAGGCCAUGGACGAUCAGAACCGAUACCUCUCAACCUAUUUCGACCAGCUGACUGCCGAGAUCUACCACUUGAAGACCCAGCUCUUGCGGCAUACUGAUUGCAACUGCGUUCUCAUCCAGAAAUACAUUGCAAACGAAGCGAGAAAGUCCGUCGAUGGCCUCUUAUCUUGCUCUUCGGCCUUUCAACUCCCUGACGGACUCACACCUCCACACCACAGGGGCCCAAGCGGCAGCAGAACAAGUGGAACAGAUUCCUUGAGCAUCCAAACGCCUGAGAUGGAAAGUGCCCCGCCAACAUGGACCGACCCUUUUCAGCAAGGCUCAAGGUCGUCGGAAGUCGGAGAUGAUUUGUUUGAUAUGGUAUUAGAGCCGUUCCAAAAAGAACCACUCCCGGCGCCAAGCCAAUCUAUUUCAAAUGUGCCCUCCCUGUCCAGAUGCGACCAGGGAGUUUUUGGUAGCUCAGGGCCACAGCCCCAGCCGGUGGUUGGAAUGGUUUGGGAAUCGCAAUGGGGGUUUCACUGAUGUCGGCCGUAGUGCUGCCGUUUCAUGCCCAACGAGUGACGGGAGUAUACGAACUGAAUGGAACAAAUACAGUUCAAGUUGCCUUUCCUGGUCCUCAUGGAAGGCCACAUAAUAGCCCAGAGAUGUCUUGUCGGGGCUAGGGGGGAUUGGCUAAGUGGGGUAUCGAAGAUUCCACUGAAUGUACGGAGGGCUCUUUCAAAACU
This is a messenger RNA of Ilyonectria robusta, 1435 nucleotides long. RefSeq lists its product as uncharacterized. Gene Ontology annotation, biological process: regulation of transcription by RNA polymerase II. Bases 261 to 1232 code for a protein of 323 amino acids. Gene Ontology annotation, molecular function: DNA-binding transcription factor activity, RNA polymerase II-specific; RNA polymerase II cis-regulatory region sequence-specific DNA binding. Lineage: Eukaryota; Fungi; Ascomycota; Sordariomycetes; Hypocreales; Nectriaceae. The transcript has a single exon. The record is from RefSeq and is a predicted model, not a curated record.